ACCAGGGCUGGUGCAAAUGUCAGCAGAGGUGAGGAGGAGGUCGUAGAGAAGGAUGUGGAUGUGGGAUCUGGAUUUGUGGUGGUGGGAGGAGUGGUAGAUUGGAAUGGGAUGAGUAGAGCUGGUGGGAACAGUAGAGGGGGGAUGGUAACCAGGAUGGGAAGAUGGACCCGGUGGGGGGGAAGGGAGGAGGAUGGAGAAGGAUGGUUGCUCUGAGACAGGAAGGGUGUGGUGAGAGCCAUGCCUGUAGAAAGACUGUGUCAUGAUCUGCUUUCGCAAUCAGCAUUCCCUUCCCAUUGUUUGCUCUCUCCCACCCUCCUUGGCGUAUUAUUAUUCUCUUUGUGGUUUACAUUCGUAAAUUAUUGGGGCAGGGACCUAGUCCAACUGUGUUUCAUAAAGAAUUUUGUGCAACUCUGCUACUGUGUACGUAACAUAUAGUAGCCGAAAUCCUAGGUGCUUUUUGUAAGAGUCCGGGGUUUGACCCAGCUUCCUAGGCUGCAGAUACUCACCCAUCUGUUAGGUGGCAUGCUGUGCCCCAGUUGUCUGCCACCCUCCAUCCCAAAGGAUGUCCGUGAGAUGGCUGUAUGUCGAGGGAGGAGAAGCAGCUCGAAUUGUCCCUGGAGGCGCUUAUUAGCCAGGUGGCUGACCUGAAGAAUUCCUUGGUCAGCUUCAUCUAUAAGCUAGAGAAUGAGUAUGACCGGCUCACCUGGCCCUCAGUACUGGACAGUUUUGCACUGCUCUCAGGCCAGUUGAACACGCUGAACAAAGUGCUGAAGCAUGAGAAGACGCCCCUAAUGCGCAACCAGGUCAUCAUCCCCCUGGUGCUAUCUCCAGACCGUGAUGAGGAGAUCAUGCGACAGACAGAAGGGCGUGUGCCAGUCUUCAGCCAUGAGGUGGUGCCGGACCACCUCCGUACCAAGCCCGACCCUGAGGUGGAGGAGCAGGAGAAGCAGCUGAUCACAGAUGCAACUCGAAUCAGCUCUGAUGUGGCACAGAAGCAGAUCCAGAGCCUGAACAAAAUGUGCUCAAAUCUGCUGGAGAAAAUCAGCAAGGAGGAGCGAGAGUCUGAGAGUGGAGGUUUACGGCAAAACAAGCAGACUUUCAACCCUGCUGAUACCAAUGCACUGGUGGCAGCCGUGGCAUUUGGAAAAGGGCUGUCGAACCGGAGGCCUCCAGGCUCAGGGGGACCUGUCCAAGCAAGUCAGCCAGGUGCCGGUGCCAUCAUAGCAGGGGCUUCAGGCAUCCAGCAGGUCCAGAUGUCAAGUGCUUCUAGCCAACAGCAGCCAAUGCUUGGAGGAGUUCAGAUGUCACAGGCAGGCCAGCCAGGUAAGAUACCCAGUGGCAUAAAAACCAACAUCAAAUCUGCCUCAAUGCAUCCAUACCAGAGAUGAGCAGAGAGGAGCCUCGUCCUGGCUGACCACACGACACUAGCAUUGUUCCUGCCAAUUGCCACUCCAGGAUUUCCUUCCAUGCCUGUCAGAUCCCCUCAAGCCUCCACUCAUCAUCCCCAGCAGAGAGAUUUCUGGGUGGGCUCUCCCCUCCUGUGAGCUCCAGGCUGUCUCCUCCAUCUGGUUUUAUUCAGUGCUGGAGGGUUUGUGCAUAACUGCUGGUGGCCACGUGCUUGGGGUGGGAGCUCCCCAGACAAGGGAAAGCCUGUCUCCCACCUGGUCUGGCGUGGAGGGGCCCAUACUCUUCGUUCAUCCAAAUGCAGAACCUGAACAGCUUCAGAGAAAACUCUUCUCCUGGCUUCUGUGUAAGGAGGUGCAUGAAGGUUGCACUGCCCCCUCCCUUUCCCCUGCCUCCCAUUGUUGAAUAAAGACCCUGUACUAUGCCAAGUGUGACCACUGUUGGCUGUGUGUCAGGUCCCAAGGAGCCUCGCAGCCUGAUCCUCAUUUCCCUUUGGGAAUGGCUGUAGAACAGCUCUGCCUCUAAACAUGGCAUGGAGCUGGCCAUUUAUAUGGCAUCUUGUUCUCUAUUGAAUACUGAUACGGAGGUUGAAUCCAGGAGUUGCUGUUGGGUUUCACCUGGACACAGCACUCCCUGCCAUGAGCAGCAGAAUUUUUAUUUACUGUAAAACUCACAAUAGCUAUUCCCCAGGCACCAGUCCUAGAAUGAAAAAAAAUCCAUCCAAGGGGAAAACGAGUAACCCUGUACCACCCUUCAAGAUGCCAUGCUGUGAGGGUCACAGCAGAGGGAGCUGCAGGAACAGAAGCACAGAUGUUCUGUUAUCUAAUGUCUCCACUUGCCCUGAUCCCAUCCCAUCUCCUGAUCUCCCUCGCACCAACUUUCACUCUUCUCUGUAAUUUCUCACUCUCCUCAUGCUCUUUCCUCUUGCAGUACAAACAUGCUUUAGUCUUUCCUAUUUUAAAAAACCCUCGCUUGACCCCACUUGUCUCUCCAACUACUGCCCCAUCUCCCUUCCAUCUACAAAGCUCAUUGAACACACUGUCUAAAAUAAUAGAUUAUCAAGGCCAGCAGGGACCACUGUUGAUCAUCUCGUCAGUCCUCCUAACACAAAGUGUAGAGCUUGCUGUCUGGAGUUCCAUCCUAGGCCCUGUCCAAUCUGGCUUCUGCCCUUACACUCCACUGAAAGCACUCUUGCCAUGGUCUCGAAUAACCUCUUCCUAGACAAAGCUCCUCAAUCUGUCAGCCACCUUUGGCACCAUCAACCAUGCUCUUCUUUUGGAAAUCCUGUCCUCCCUUGGCUUUGGUGAUUUUGCCCCUUCCUGGUUCUCCUCAUACGUCUUUAGUCACACAUUCAACAUGUCCUUUGGAGGGGGAUCCUCAUCUGCACUCCAGCAUUAUAUGGUGGCUCCAUAUGGCUUUGUCCUUGGUCCUCUUCUCCCUCUACACAUCUAUACAGGGUAAUCUCAUCCACAAAUACAAGUUCAACUACCAGCUGGAUGCUGAUGACUCUCAGAUCUACCUUUGCUCCAGGCAUGUCUCCUUCUGUCCAGACUUAAAAUCUUGGCCUGUCUCUGACAGCUCCUCGUGGAUGUCUAGCCAUCAGCUCAAGCUCAACAUGGCUAAAACAGCUCCUGACCUUCCCCCCCAUGUCCUCCUCACUACCUGCUUACUUGAUCACUAUGGAUUUAGUUGGGGAUUGGUCCUGCUUUGAGCAGGGGGUUGGACUAGAUGACCUUCUGAGGUCCCUUCCAACCCUGAUAUUCUAUGAUUCUGUGACGCCACCAUCCGCCCGCCUGUCACUUGGGCCCAUUACCUGGGCAUCAUCUUUGACUCAAACCCCUGUCUAAGUCCUUGCAUCCGGAUUAUGUUUUAAUCUUGCCAAAUCUUUCUGCAUAACAUCUCUAAGAUAAGGCCUUUUUCUGUCCACCCAAAGAGCUAAAACUGUCAUCCACGUUCUCUUGAUUAUUGCCACAUCUUUCUGUCUGGCCUUGACAGAUGCUGUCUUGCCCUGCUUAUAUCCAUUCUGAUUUUCAAACACGCAUAUUCAUGCUUUCUCCUAUGCUGCCUCUCAGGCUUAGGAGGAGCUCCCCUCAUUAUCCUCCUAUAAAUGCCUCCUUAAACUCCUUUACCAUGAGGCCUACAAAAAAAUUAACUAAGAUUAGGCUGUUGGUGUGCUGAGUCGUGUUGUCCCAUUGUUUCCUUGUACUCUUCCAUCCAAUAACAGAGAUUCUUCUUCAAGUGCUGGCCGUUCUGUGUAUUUCACUGUGGGUACACAUGUGCUGCAUGCACCCAGAGUUGGAGAAUUUUGAAGGCAGUGUCUGCCAGCCUAAUAUCAACACAGACUUUAGACUUUGUCAAGGUGUAACUAAAUUCAGUCACGGCAAGGGCUUACCUGCCAGUGGACAGGUUCCAAGCAACGAAUGACCUUAUGGAUCAGGUCACGAACAACCCUUGAACAUCAACCAAAAUUUCUCUCUCUCUCGGCACAUACGGCUUCAUGCACUUGCAUCACAUCGUUUGACAGACUCUAUCUUCGCUGCCUACAGGCAUGGCUUCAGACAGUGUACUCAUCAAACAAACUGUCCGUGAACACAAGAGUAAUAUUCCCACCAUAGUAAUCAACUCUACUAUGGUGGAAGGAUCCCACCAAAUAUGCAUAGGUGUCCCUUCCUUUCCCCCUCACCAGGCACAGUGAUCAUUACAGAUGUCUCCCUCUUAGGCUGGGGUGCCCAGAUGGACAGUCAUACAGCACAGGACACUUGGAUAUCCCGAGAGAGCAGGAUGUAUAUGAACAUUAUGGAACUGUGGAAGCCUUUCUCCUAUUCAUACAAUGUCCCCAUGUCUUGGUAAUAUCGACUAAUAUGACAACCAUCUUUUACACCAACAAGCAGGGAACAGUGAGAUCCAUCCCCGUGUGCAGAAGCAGUCAAUCCAUGGAACUGGUGCAUCAGCAAUCAGAUCAGGCUUUCGGCAGCUUACCUUGCAGGGAAUCCAAAUGAGCUGAUGGUCACGUUCAGCAGACGCUUUGCUAUCAACCAUGAGUGGGAGCUACACGACUCCGUGAUAAACAGUAUUUUUGCUGUAUGGAGAACCCCCACCACAGACCUGUUCAUCUCUCAAACAACCAGGAAGUGUAACAUAUAGUGCUCCAGAGGCGCCCUAGGGCUUCAUUCAUAGGGUGACACUCUCCUUCUGCGGUCAGAUCACCUGAACUAGGCCUUCCCUCCCUUACCACUCCUAUCUUGAGUCUUGCGGAAGAUUCAUCAGGACAAGAUACGAGUCAUCAUCAUCGCCCCCAACUAGACCAGACAGUUUUGAUUCCCGAGUCUCGUACUCCUGUCAUCUUAGUCAUCGAUCAAUAUUCAGCCCUUUUCCGAUAGCCUGACCUAGGGGAAGGGCAGAAUCAAGCAUUCCAACCCCCAAGCACUCCAUCUCAGGCAUGUUUUUUUGGAUGGGCAUCAACUCUAGAACAUUUCUGCUCUGAAGCCAUGCAAAGCAUCCUUACUAAUAGUUGAAAAGAUUCCACUAGGAAAGGCUACUUAGCCAAGUGGAAGUGUUUCUCUGUCUGGGCACAACAACAUCCCCUUAUAUCCCCAGAAGCUGCAGGUAUUCCCCUUAUUCUUGUCCAUCUUCUGUCCCUCAAAGCAGCUGGUCUUUCCAUCAGCUCUUUAUGAGUUGACCUGGCACCAAUCAGUGCAUACCACCCACCUUCAUAUGGGAACUCAAUUUUUGCUCACCCACUGACUGCCUGAUUCUGGAAUGGCUGAGUUAGAACCUUUCUGCCAGUAAGGAACCCUGUUCCUCAAUGGGACCUACGCCCUUGUUCUUUCGGUGCUCACAAAGCCGCCCUUGGAACCGCUGUCUACAUGUUCCGUGUCUCGCCUGUCUAUGAAGGUUGCAUUCCUGGUAGCCAUAACCUCAGCCAGGAGGUGGGUGUAGGAUAAGUACAAAAUUAAAAAAUUAAAGUUAGCUUAAGUUAAGUGAUAAGGCCAGGAGGACUAAUGUAGGGAGGACGUCUGGUUCAAAGAACAACUAGUGAGAUAAAGGGAAGUUUCUAAACAGAUGGCCUCUGACCAAUAGGGGAAGCUGUAGAUGACUUAAAUAAAACAAAGAGAAUCUGUCUUUAAAUGAGCCAACCCUUCCCUUCCCCAGCCCACACACCAGUGUUAAUGCUUGUGUGAACCCAGGUGCAAUGGGAAAACUGUUGGACAGCAAGAAGGAGGGAGGAAAGGCCUGGGAAAGAAAGGAGGUUGUAAAUCUUACCUGGAUUAAGGCUGGAAAUAAAACUUCUUUUGCUGAAGUCAGUAAUUGGCAGUGACAUAACUUGUUUUAUAAGAUAUAAAUAGUAAAUUCUUAAAGGGUUCAUUGCUAAUACCUGCCUGACCAAGCUGGAGCCGACCAAUAUGGGUCUAAGCACUCCUUGCUUGUAGCCCAUUUGUAAGUAUCUUGAUCAAAUGCUUAUACAUGUUUUGUUACUGUUUGGAUGCAUUGCUUAUUGUUUAGGCUUUUUAGGCAUGUUUAGAGUAAUUGUAUAAGUUUCUUUGGAUUUAAUAAAGGAAUUUAUGGUUGUAAUGGGGUACACACUGCGCCCCUCUGGAUUCGGCCCCUUGGGCCCUCUCCUCCAUGAAUCAGGGGCAUUUCAGUCUGGUGCAACACCCGUGUUCUUUAUUUGUGAUCCAUUUCCAGCUAUAUACAGGCUUUACAGCUGCUUGGCCUACCACAAGCCUGGCCAGCAGCAGACUAGGAGGCGUCUACUCCCUCUGAGCCUGACCUCCCACUCCUAGUCUCCACACACACACACCCUUUCUCUCACUUCCUUCCAGCCUUAUAGGUCCUGCUAAUGAGGCUGGCAGGUGUGGUCAGUUACCGGGCAAACACAGGGCAGUUCACCCAGCCCUGGAGUGGCAGGAGCUGAUUAAGGGCUUCUCUUGCAGUGCCCUGCCACAAUGGUUAAAUUAGUGGUUUUCCAUAUUAAUAAUUUCAAAGAUUAUUAAUCAUUCCAGCAGUGAGUGAUCUUGGAGCACUGAUGGUGGAUCCACCUUACAUCACACUCCAUGGAGACAAAGUUUCAUAGCAUUUGCAUCCUGACUGCUUGUCAGUCCCCACAAUGGAGGACAUAUAGGGUCCACCCCUCAGAGAAGAAGAGAAAGUUACUUACCAUAUAGUAAGUGCAGGUUCUUUGAGCAGUGUGGUCCCUAUCUGUAUUCCACUACCCACCCUCCUUUCCCUCUGCUUUGCAUCAUUGGAUUUGCAGUAGAGAAGGAACUGGACAGGUGGCUAGUCCACUUUGCCCUUUUAUCUCCUUGGAGACACAAGGAGAGCAAGAGCGUGUGCGUGGACCAAUGAACACUGCUUUCAAAGUUCUCUGAGUACAGGUGCAUGGACCACAUGCAUACCCACGGGGGAUUACAGAUAGGGACCAUACAUUUUAAAGAACCUCCUGUUGUUAUAACAUCAGUAAUUUUCUCUUCCACAGCCUCUGUAGGUAACGUGCUCUAGUGCUUAAGUAUCCUCAUAGUUCAAAAUCUUUUCCUAAUAUCCAACCUAAAUUUCCCCUGCUGCAAACUAAACCAAUUAUAUCUUGUCCUAUCCUCAGUGGACAUGGAGAACAAUUUAUCAUAGUCCUCUUUAUAACAACCUUUCGCAUAGUUGAAGACUGUUAUAAAUUCUCCCCCUGAGUCUUCUCUUGACAAAAACAUGCCUAUUUCUUUCAAUCUUUCCUCACAGGUCAUGUUUUCUAAACUACUUACCAUUUGUGUUGCUCUCCUCUGGACUCUCUGCAGUUCGUCCACAUCUUUCUCAAAAUGUGGUUCCCAAAACUGGACAUGACACUCCAGCUAAAGCCUUACCAGCGCCAAGUAGAGGGGAACACUUACCUCCUGUGGUCUUACAUACAACACUCCUAUUAGUACAUCCCAGGAGGCCAUUUGCCUUUGUGGCCGCAUUGGCUUUUUGUGACCUAUUGGUUAGUCAGUUUUUAAUCCAGUUGAGUGUCAUGUUAGUUUUGCAUCGUUCUAGUUCAAAAUGUUGUACCGUACAAAGUAAGGUGCCUUACAUAAGUCUAAUUAUAUUACAU
Molecule: messenger RNA, 7480 nt
Organism: Trachemys scripta elegans
Lineage: Eukaryota; Metazoa; Chordata; Testudines; Emydidae
Gene: MED8
Product: mediator complex subunit 8
Exons: 7
Coding region: 582-1388 (268 amino acids)
Biological process (GO): regulation of transcription by RNA polymerase II
Cellular component (GO): mediator complex; core mediator complex
Molecular function (GO): RNA polymerase II cis-regulatory region sequence-specific DNA binding; transcription coregulator activity
Source: RefSeq, a predicted model, not a curated record